AUACAUUUUUAUUUUUUAUUUUUUGGCUUUGAUAAACUGGUCUUCUUCAAUCAUUCACUUUUCUUGUGUCUCUCUCUGUCUCUUGGGUUCUCUGUGCGGCCGCACCACAGAACCUUGUUUGGAUCGGAAGCUGAGGACAACGUCAACGGCGAGGAAAACCCAGCCAUCGUCACCAUGGUCGAGACCCGGCGAAGCUCCUCCUCCAAACGCGCCCUAUCUUCUUCCUCUCCUCCGCCCAACCCCCCCAAGCGAUCCAAGGCGUCUGAGUCUUCGUCGUCGACGAACGAGGUUCAGAGCGUUGAGCCGGCGGAGCUCUUGGGUCCGGUGAAGGAAGCCGUGUCGGAAUCGGGAGGAGUGGAGCUCCGUUCCCCUGAUCCGGCCAACCCCGAUCCUCUGAAGGAGGCCGCCACCGUCGCGGAGUUCGACGCGACCUUGCCGGAGAAGUCAGCCGAAGAAGGGGUCGAAGAUCUGGCUUUGGUUUCGCCGCAACUUUCAGGUGAGGCGGCUGUUGAUGCGGAUAAAUCGAAGGCGGUUGUUCCGGCGAGCGGUCGGGGUAAGAAGCGUCCGUCGAAGCUGCCGAAGUCGAAUCCGAAAGCGGCUUGGGGAAAACUUCUUUCCCAGUGCUCUCUGAACCCUCACCUGUUUAUUCGCGACUCUCUUUUCACUGUUGGUCAAAGCGUUCAAUGCAAUUUAUCAAUUAAAGAUCCAUCAAUCAGUAAUACUUUAUGUAGAUUGAGACACUUAAAGCGUGGUAAUGCAUCUGUUGCAUUGCUGGAGAUUACUGGGGGCAAAGGUGCCGUUCUAGUAAAUGGAAAGACUUAUCAGAGAAGUUCUAGGGUGAUUUUAACUGGAGGUGAUGAGGUCGUGUUUAGUUCACUUGGGAGGCAUGCUUACAUUUUCCAGCAGCUCGUCAGUGACAGCUUAGCUCCUGCCAUUCCUUCUUCAGUAAGCAUCUUAGAAGCCCAGAGUUCUCCAGUUAAGGGGAUGCAUAUUGAGGCGAGAUCUGGGGAUCCCUCUGCUGUGGCUGGAGCAUCAAUAUUAGCUUCUUUGUCAAAUUAUAGAAAAGAUUUAUCUCUUAUCCCCCCACCUGCUAAAGCUGCUGAAGAAUUGCAACAAGAUGCGGAGAUAUCCUCCCUACCUACUGGCUGUGUAGGGUCAGGUGAUAUUGCUACAGACAUUGACAUGAAGGAUUGUUCUAAUAACAAUGAUCAGGCUGGUACAUCUUCAAGGGAAAAAGAGAUCGUGCCAUCCCCUGAUGCUGCGAAUGAAAACCCCAAUCUUGACAGCAUUGCCUUGGAUGCUAACCCAGAUGGUGAAGUGGGAAAGGUCCCUGGGCCACCUUAUGAAUUAAGGCCACUCUUGCGAAUACUUGCUGGCUCAUCUUCUUCUAACUUUGAUUUAAGUGGUAGCAUUUCAAAAAUAAUUGAGGAGCAAAGGGAGAUUAAAGAACUCCUCAAGGAUUUUGAUCGUCCAGGUUUGAUAGCAACUAGGAAACAAGCUUUUAAAGAUAAAUUGCAACAAGGAGUUCUAAAUCCAGCUGAUAUUGAAGUUUUGUUUGAAAGUUUCCCAUACUACCUAAGUGACGCAACAAAGAACAUUUUGAUUGCUUCGACAUAUAUACAUCUGAAGUGUAAGAAAUUUACAAAAUACACGUCGGACCUUCCUUCAGUGAGCCCGCGUAUACUGUUGUCCGGUCCCGCAGGAUCGGAGAUAUAUCAGGAAACUCUGGUCAAGGCACUUGCCAAGUAUUUUGGUGCUAGACUACUUAUUGUUGAUUCUCUUAUCUUGCCUGGGGGACCAACGCCUAAGGAUUCUGAUAAUCUAAAAGAUGGAACAAGGCUGGAAAGAUUGUUUUUUCCCAAACGAGCUGCACAGGCUGCUUGUUUGUCACAUAAGAAACCAGCUUCAAGUGUUGAGGCUGAUAUUACGGGUGGAUCCACUGUAAGCUCUCAGGCUCCUCCGAAACAGGAGACAUCUACUGCAUCGUCUAGGGGCAGUACACUUAAAAAAGGUGAUAAAGUAAAAUAUGUGGGUCCUACACCGGGACUUUCUCAACAUAGUUGUCCUCUCAGUGGACCGUCAUAUGGUUACCGAGGAAAAGUUCUUCUUGCGUUUGAGGGUAAUGGAUCCUCAAAAAUUGGGGUUCGAUUUGAUAAAUCGAUUCCAGAUGGAAAUGAUCUAGGUGGCCUUUGUGAGGAAAACCAUGGUUUUUUCUGCUCAGUUAAUCAUUUAGUGCGCUUAGAUGGUUCCGGAGGUGAUGAAUUUGACAAGCUUGCUAUUAAUGAACUAUUUGAGGUUGCAUCAAAUGAGAGUAAAAACAUUCCUUUAAUUUUGUUUAUAAAAGACAUGGAAAAGGCUGUGGUGGCCAACUCAGAUGCGUAUACAGUCUUAAAGGCUAAGCUUGAAAAUUUGCCUGAGAAUGUUGUUGUGAUUGGCUCUCAUACCCAGUUGGAUAAUCGUAAGGAGAAGUCCCAUCCUGGUGGUCUUUUGUUCACAAAAUUCGGAAGCAAUCAGACUGCUUUGCUUGAUCUUGCUUUCCCGGAUAGUUUUGGUCGGCUGCCUGAUAGAAACAAAGAAACCCCCAAAACAAUAAAGCACCUGACUCGACUUUUCCCCAACAAAGUGGUGAUACAGUUGCCCCAGGAUGAAGCAGUUCUUUCGGACUGGAAGCAGCAGUUGGAACGUGAUGUUGAAACCUUGAAAGCACAGUCAAAUAUUGUUAGCAUUCGCACAGUGCUUGAUCGGAUUGGCUUGGAUUGCCCUGACAUUGAGACUCUUUGCAUUAAGGAUCAAGCACUUACAUUUGAAAAUGUGGAGAAAGUUAUUGGUUGGGCCUUGAGUUACCACUUUAUGCAUUGUGCUGAAGCUUCAGUUAAAGAGGACAAAUUAGUAAUAUCUACCGAGAGUAUUAGGUAUGGUCUAAAUAUCUUACAAGGCAUUCAAAAUGAAAGCAAGAGUGUCAAAAAAUCACUGAAGGAUGUGGUCACGGAGAAUGAAUUUGAGAAGAAACUUCUUGCUGAUGUUAUUCCCCCAAAUGACAUUGGGGUGACUUUUGAUGACAUUGGGGCCCUGGAGAACGUGAAGGACACUCUGAAGGAGUUGGUAAUGCUCCCUCUUCAAAGGCCCGAAUUGUUUAACAAAGGACAGCUGACUAAGCCUUGCAAAGGAAUAUUGCUUUUUGGACCUCCUGGUACUGGGAAAACGAUGCUUGCAAAGGCUGUUGCCACUGAAGCCGGUGCAAACUUUAUCAACAUAUCAAUGUCAAGCAUCACUUCAAAAUGGUUUGGUGAAGGGGAGAAAUACGUCAAAGCUGUGUUCUCUCUAGCUAGUAAAAUUGCUCCUAGUGUGAUUUUUGUCGACGAGGUUGAUAGCAUGUUGGGGAGACGUGAAAAUCCAGGAGAACACGAGGCUAUGCGUAAAAUGAAAAAUGAAUUCAUGGUUAACUGGGAUGGUCUUCGUACAAAGGAUAAAGAACGCGUGCUAGUACUUGGUGCUACCAAUAGGCCUUUUGACCUAGAUGAGGCUGUUAUUAGGAGGCUUCCAAGGAGGUUAAUGGUAAACUUGCCAGAUUGCCCUAACAGGGAAAAAAUCAUUAAAGUGAUAUUAGCAAAAGAAGAGUUAGCACCCGACGUUGAUUUGGAAACGAUUGCAAACAUGACCGAUGGAUACUCUGGGAGUGAUCUAAAGAAUCUUUGCAUAGCAGCAGCUCACCGUCCCAUAAGGGAAAUUUUGGAGAAGGAGAAAAAGGAGAGAGCUCUAGCUUUGGCGGAGAACAGACCUUUAGCCGCAUUGUACAGCAGUUCUGACGUUCGUCAUCUGAAAAUGGAGGAUUUUAAAUGUGCUCAUGAGCAGGUAUGUGCGAGUGUGUCAUCCGAAUCGACAAACAUGAACGAGCUCCUCCAAUGGAAUGACCUGUACGGAGAAGGCGGUUCAAGAAAGAAGAAAUCUCUAAGCUAUUUCAUGUAGAAGAAGAUGGGAGAGACUUUGUAUUGUAUAGCGUUGGCACCAAUGUUUUUAUUCUUUUUCUGUGCCACCGUAGAGGAGUGGCAAAAGCUUUAGGACCUAAUCUUAAUGGAAAUGCCAUUUGUAGGUCCUGUCCCCCCUUUGUAUAAAAUAUAGGUUUUUGUUGUUGCCAUUUGUUGUUUUAUUUAUUUUUAACACUUUUUAUAAAUUUGUUAGUUAUUAAUUUAACUCUAAAUGUUAGGAAUUUUACAGUUUCUAAAAUCAAAGGUCGUUUGACACCUAGCAUUUUUUCUUCUCAAAA
Morus notabilis is the source of this 4264-nucleotide messenger RNA. RefSeq lists its product as uncharacterized. The transcript is spliced from 27 exons. The coding region runs from base 175 to 3966 and encodes 1263 amino acids. Gene Ontology annotation, molecular function: ATP hydrolysis activity; ATP binding; protein binding. Gene Ontology annotation, cellular component: mitochondrial outer membrane. NCBI's taxonomy places the organism in Eukaryota, Viridiplantae, Streptophyta, Magnoliopsida, Rosales, Moraceae. The record is from RefSeq and is a predicted model, not a curated record.